Tachysurus vachellii is the source of this 4758-nucleotide messenger RNA. RefSeq names its product elastin microfibril interfacer 1b (gene emilin1b). Gene Ontology annotation, molecular function: protein binding. The transcript is spliced from 8 exons. Bases 339 to 3449 code for a protein of 1036 amino acids. Lineage: Eukaryota; Metazoa; Chordata; Actinopteri; Siluriformes; Bagridae. The record is from RefSeq and is a predicted model, not a curated record.
AUGAGACUCCAAACUGCCCCCAUCACUCCGAGGGAAGAAAAACUUCUCCGUGCUUCAGCUGCAGUUUGGACCUGGAUUUAAAAUCAGCUCGGUGAAUAAAACCUAAAGUUGUGCACAGACGGGGAUGAUGAAGUGAUCUGAGGCUGUGUUCCAAUCGUUAAACCUGUAAGGAGGAUUUUUAAAGCUUGUCUGUGGAGGCUGUAGAGUUUAAAGCUGGUCUCAUGGAGCGACUCAGUGCGCGUUUUUGCGCGCGCGCUUUUCUGCGGGACUGAUCUCAGGACGCGGGACUUAAGGUCGGGCUUCAGGCUCUUUAACGGGGUGUAGACGAGAUUUACAGGAUGGCUAGUGUUAGUCUGGUCCUUCUGGUGGUGUGUGCGUGUGUGUGUGGAGCCUCAUGGGGCGGACAGCAGCGUUACAGUCUGUACUCAGGGAGCAGAGAGCACGGACACACUGGGGAGGGAGCGCGAGCCGCCAGCAGGCACAGAAACUGGUGUGCGUACGUGGUGAGGAAGACAGUGAGCUGUGUGGUGGAGGACGGAGUGGAGACGUACGUGAAGCCUGAGUAUCAGCCGUGUUCCUGGGGAGUGCAGUGUCCUCGCAUCCUAAUGUAUCGGACGUACAUGAGGCCGAGAUAUAAGGUAGCAUACAAAAUGGUCUCUGAGAUGGAGUGGAAGUGUUGCCAUGGAUACAGCGGAGAGGACUGUAACACACAUAAUGGCGGUGGAAGUGGAGGAUCUGUUACAGCAAGACCGUGGCCAAAACCCUCAAACCCAGGACACACAGGACAGAACGGAGGCAGCGGGCAAGGUGACAGUGACAAGAUGAAGCAGAUGGAGGACAAAAUCCAGCGUCUGGCUAAAGACCUUCAACAGUUUCAGGAGGAAAUGAAGAAGCCUGGCCUGAGCGGUGGUGGUGGAAAAACACCAGCAGAUGCGGCUCAGCCUGCAAUGAAGGAAACCCUCCACAACAUCCAGGCCAAACUAGACCAGCUGGACAAUCGGACUCAGGCUCAUGACAAAACUCUGGAUAGCAUCAACAAUCACCUGGUUAAUGGGAGAGGUGGGAACGACCUUGAAGACCAUGAUGGAGGUAGAUUCAACAUUCUGAAGGAGGAAAUCCUGGAGGAGUUGGAGCGACGGGUCUCUCUGUCCUGCACUGCUUGCCAAGCCGGCGUGGAUGAUAUGCAAAGAGAGCAGCAGAGCGACAGAGAGAGGAUUUCAGCUUUGGAGAAAAAGAUCAACGACCUGGAACAGCGGAACCGCCUGGUUCUGGAUGGACUGCGUCGGGAUCUGAGUCGAUCUCAAACAUGCUGUGAUAAAACAAGAGAUCUGGAGACACAGGUCAAGUAUCUGGAUAAGAAGAUCAAAUCAAAUUCUGAGAUUGUUACCAGCCUCGAGGAGCGUCUGGAGAAAGUGCUGCAGGGAACAGGAGGUGGAGGAGGUUCAGGUGGAGUGGGAGGAAGUGGAGGAACGAGACCAGAAGAUACGCUGAAUAGUUACCUGGAAGACUUGGAAAGACGGAUUAACAGCACUGUGCAGAGGACAGAAGAAAGCUGUGCUUAUAUGAAGAACGAUACGAAGGAUACAUUCCAAAAUGUGUUAGACCUCUUCAGGGAUCAAGACAACAAAAACACAAAUUUAGAGCUGGACAUAGAGAGUGUGAAAAAAAGUGUGUUUGAUCUGGACAAGCGCUUGUCUCAGCUGCAGAACGCCACAUCUUAUAUGGACCAGAGAAUAAACGAAUGCUCUUCAUGCUCUGGUUCUCGAAGACCCCCAGGAGGAAGUGCAAUCAGACCCACUGAAGAUACAGAAACAGUCAAGUCCCUGGAAUGGAGGGUUGUUGCCAAUGAGGAUGAGAUCAAGAGAUUUGACACCAGGCUAAAAGAUCUCUCUCUUUCGGGCGACUCUCUGCUGGAUAAAGUCAUCGAUCUUGGCCAUGACAUACAAAAGAUCAAAGAGGUGACUGGCAACAGCGGUGAACAUUUCAAUCGUAUUAUCACAGAAAUUGAGAACUGCCAAUCGGACCUCUGUAGGACAGUGCAAGAUGACCUGAGGAAGCUCAAGAACUUCACAAACCAUGCUAUGGACAAGUGGCACACAGAUAUGAAUUACAUAAAGGGCAGGGUGGAUUCAGGAUGCUCGGGCGACUGCAGCAUCCUGCAGGAGGAAGUGAAGAAACUUAAAGAGGAUGUGCAGAAGUGCAAGAUCUGUCUGGAGACUCCGACAGGAACAGGAACGGAACCAGGAGAUAUGGAUGGUCCUCAGAAGCCCCUCGAUGGCCACAGUGUGAUCAGCAGCAACAACGGCAACCUGGGCUCAAUCCAGGGCGAGUUAUCAGGAGUCAUUUUAACCUUUAGCUCCAUCAAUGACACCCUGAAAGGUUUGGAGCACAGCGUACGGAAACAUGACAGCGUCAUCACUGAUCUGGGGAACACCAAGGACAAGAUCAUCUCUGAGCUUGAUAAGAUUCAGCAGGAAGUGUCUGAGCACGUUGAGGACAGUAAAAUGCGCUUUGACAACAUCAUCCAUGACAUCAAGCGUUUUGGAAACAGUUUUGUGGAGAGAACAUGCAACGGCCUCGACAAGAGGAUCACCAAACUGGAGGGUGUUUGUGGUCGACUCGAUUCUGUAUCUGAGAACUUGCAGAAAAUCAAAGACGGACUUAACAAACAUGUGACCAGCCUGUGGAGCUGUGUGAAUGGCCUGAACACCACUGUGAUCCACCACAGCAGCUUCAUCGACACCAUGGAGAGCACACAUCUAGACACAAUCCACGGCAAGAUCAAACAGCUCAACUCCUCCAUGCUGCAUCUCCUCACGGAGUUCAGGAACCUGAUGGAGCAUGAUUUCACAGGGCUGCCUGGACCCCCGGGGCCUCAGGGAGAGACAGGUGACAGAGGAUUUCCAGGACUUCCUGGACCACAAGGACCCCCUGGUAAACCAGGUGUGGAAGGACCAAAAGGACCACCAGGUCUCAGCGGAGAACGAGGUCUCCCCGGUGUCGAUGCUAAUGUUCCUCAGGUCUCGUUCUCGGCUGCACUCACAAAACCCAUGACUUCCUCUGGGACCAUAGUGUUUGAUAAAAUCUUUGUAAAUAAAGGAGACUUUUACGAUCCACAGACAGGAAUCUUCACGGCUCCGCGGGAAGGACAUUACUUCUUCAGUGCCAUUCUGACAGGCCACAAGAACGAGAAGAUCGAAGCGGUUCUAUCCAAGUCCAACUACGGCAUGGCGCGCGUUGACUCCGCCGGGUAUCAGCCUGAGGGUCUGGAGAACAAGCCAGUGGCGGAGACAAAGCCGACACCAGGAUCUCUGGCGGUCUUCAACAUCAUCCUUCCGCUGCAGAUGCACGACACGGUGUGUGUGGACCUGGUCAUGGGGAAACUGGCGCACUCGGUGGAACCUCUCACCAUGUUCAGUGGUGCUCUGCUCUACGAGGAUUACUCAUAACCCUGAUAUUCACCCACGAUGGGGCCAAACCUCCAGAGUCACACCGUGGACUCGCUUUCACGCUGUGAUUCUGCUCUUAUGUGAACUCCUAAAUUCAGAAGAGGACUUAAAUUUGUUAUAUUUACUCUUUUAUUUUGACCUUUUGGAGACGUGUUUUUUACAGAAACUACUGUUUUUUAUUAUUAUUAUUAUUGAUAUGAAAAUGAUUUCAGAUUUUAUAAAAUACGGUGUUACGAAUCAUUUAUCACAGAGUUUCACUACCACUGUAAAGUAGGCUAAAGCUUUGGCUCCAGGCCAUGUGCUGAUAUCACUAAUAGUAUCCCAUCACCACAGUUAAUAAAAAUAGCAUUAGGUUUAUGAUAUCAUAAUAUUGUAUCUUCAGUGUCAUGUAUCAGUGUUUUAAAGAAACGACGAGAGAAAAAAAUGAGACAGAAAUGAUCCAGAACAUCAACAUUUACCUCAGAUAUGUUGGAGAAAAAGAAAAGACUUUAUAAGGCUAAAAUUAUGCUGUAAUUGCAGUUAGCAUCGAACGCUAGCUUAACCUCCACCAUAGUGAGAAAAUCAGCUCUCAGAAUGUUUUGAUAUUUAAACAAGAGAUUCAAACAAAAAAAACAGAAAAUGUAGAACAAAUUAUUCAGCAAUAAAGUGCAGGAUUAGCUCUUGUAGCAAGUUUAUUAAGAUAGCCAACAUUAACUAGCGAGUCCCACAUUGAUAGCUAGCUCCAUGUACCCAUAAAAAUUAUUGCUCUACAAACACAAAUCUGACUGUUAAUCAGAACAGGUCAGAGAAGAUUCACUGAGUUAGCAGGUAGUGCACAUGUUAGCAUGAUAAUGUGUUCUUCAGUGACUGUUCUGUCAGCCAUGUUCUAAAUUCUGUUGUGGUGAACAGAAUUAUGAGAUAAAAACAAAACAUCUGACAUGAGGACAUUCGUACAUGUAGUGUUGUGUUCACACUACAAUAGUAAUGAUGUACAGGCUAAACAUAGUGAAUAAGUGAUUAGCAGCACAAGGCUAGUGCUCACUUUAUAAUGUGUGUGUGUGUGUGUGUGUUUGGAAAGAAGAGCAUUUCAUAUUUCCUAAUAACUGCGAUGUGAGUGUUAGUAAUGAAUGGACAUUUUGCUGAGCCUCGGUGAAACCUGCUACAUCUCUUAACACCAUUUUGUAAAUAAAUUGCUUUAUGUUGUCUGGUAACCAUGAAAACCAUCACCAUAAAUAAAGGGGAAAAAAGAAAACUCACAAUAAAAAACAUGUAAUUUAUCACAACAUCCACAACUACGACUUUAAAGAGCCAAUAAAGUCGGUUAACAUUA